UGACCCGGGUCUGGGUCUGGGUCUGGAUGGUGGAAAGCUGUUUUGAUCCCUUCAGGAAAGUGAAUCUGGGAUAGUGACGACACUUCCCCCUCUCUCUAUUCUUGGAUUUAUCCCCGAAGUUUUUUCCUCGCCUCUCGCCUCCAGGGCGCUGUGAAGUCAACUUUUCUCGCUCUUUUUCCAGCUUAAAGUAAAAAAUAAAAACACCACCAUGUCGCCGCCGUCUCGACGGCUUCAGACGAAGCCAGUGAUUACCUGCCUGAAGACUUUCCUCAUCUCCUACAGCCUCAUAUUCUGGUUCACAGGUGUGAUCCUGCUGGCCGUCGGGGUGUGGGGGAAGGUGAGCCUGGAGGCCUAUCUCUCCCUGGCCUCUGAGGAGAGCACCAAUGCACCAUAUGUCCUCAUCGGGACUGGAGCCACCAUCGUUAUUUUCGGACUGUUCGGUUGCUUCGCUACAUGCCGCGGCAGCCCAUGGAUGCUCAAACUGUAUGCCAUGUUUUUGACCUUGGUGUUCCUGGCUGAGCUUGUGGCCGGUGUCUCGGGCUUUAUCUUCAGACAUGAGAUCAAGGCCAAGUUAGGCGUUGCCUAUAAAAACGCUGUGAAGUCCUACAAUAGCACAGACAGCAGCAGCAGCAGCAGCAAUGCAGUUGACGCCAUCCAGAGGACUUUGCAUUGCUGCGGGGUGACAAAUUACACCGACUGGAGUGAAACAGCUUACUUUAAACAGAAUGGCAUCCCUGUCAGCUGCUGUAAAGUCAACACCAACUGCACACCGGAGACUCUGAAAGACCUCAGCAAGGCUGCGAAAGAGGUGUACGCAAUGGGCUGCUUCGCAAGUGUGACCAAUACGAUGGAGGCCAACCUGGGAAUCAUCGCUGGGAUCUCUUUUGGGAUUGCGUUCUUCCAGCUCAUUGGGAUCUUCCUGUCCUGCUGCUUGUCUCGAUACAUAACCAACAACCAGUAUGAGAUGGUCUAACAGUGACUUUCCACAGUCCGUCUUUGCAGGUUACUGACGUGCAGCUCCUGAUGCAAACUGAGUUGAAAGAAUCUCCUGUGAUUUUUAAUAUUGUGUUUUGUGUUAGUUGAUAUUAUUCUAGAGAGGGAAAAACACUCUUCUUUCUUUUAUUCAGUCUCACCAAUGACAAACGAGCAGAAGGGAAUAAUGUUAAAGGGACGUUAUCUGCGUUGUAGUUUGACCAAAAACAAAAAGGGACCUGAACAUUUCGGAGCUCAUUCGUUACUCCUGGGAUUUAAUUAGGGAUUUUCAUUAAGCAUAGAUGUCAUUGCAUAGAUGUUGCUGCUCUCAUUUGAGUUACCAAUUGUCAACAUUUCUAUUUGUUGUGUCUUUGAAAAUUGCAGCUGCCUUAUUUUGUAAUUUUGCUAAAUUAGUCUGUAGCUGAGCAGAUUAAAUCUAGACAAUAAGCUGAUAAAUGUUAAACUUCUCUGCAACGCUAAGUGAAUUUCUGUGUGAAACCCGUAAACGCCUGAGAGAUGGACGAGAGGUCGCCACCCUGAAAUCAAGCAUGUGUCAUUUACUGUAAAAUGAGCCUUACUGAUUCUGUAGGUCAGUAUUGUUGAAAGCCUGCAUUCAUGUGUGCCAACUACAGUCGUCCAGUCAACUUCAUAUCAUAGUUUUCAGUGUUAAAUUGUUAUUCUUUUGUGGAUGCAUGUGAAAUACUUGGAAAAGAAAAAUAAAGAUGAAGUCCAGUAUCUUUAA
Messenger RNA from Siniperca chuatsi (mandarin fish), 1714 nucleotides. It is a transcript of the gene tspan6, whose product is annotated as tetraspanin 7. NCBI's taxonomy places the organism in Eukaryota, Metazoa, Chordata, Actinopteri, Centrarchiformes, Sinipercidae. Gene Ontology annotation, cellular component: membrane. Bases 209 to 973 code for a protein of 254 amino acids. The record is from RefSeq and is a predicted model, not a curated record. The transcript has 8 exons.